Molecule: messenger RNA, 4923 nt
Organism: Danio rerio (zebrafish)
Lineage: Eukaryota; Metazoa; Chordata; Actinopteri; Cypriniformes; Danionidae
Gene: kcnk6
Product: potassium channel, subfamily K, member 6
Biological process (GO): potassium ion transport; potassium ion transmembrane transport
Cellular component (GO): late endosome membrane; lysosomal membrane; endosome membrane
Molecular function (GO): potassium channel activity
Source: RefSeq, marked validated
CUCACUCACACACACGUAUCUCACCAUGUCAACGGCGUUCAGGUCCUGCUUUAUGCUCAUCGGCUUCAUUUUGGCGUACUUCACAUAUCUGUUAUUGGGAGCGCUUGUUUUCUCAGCCAUCGAGCGGCCCAUCGAGGAGUCUCUGAAAGCGGACCUGAGCUCUCUGAAAGCCGAGUUCCUCAACCUGAGCUGCGUUAACAGCACGGCUCUGGAAACCUUCUUAGAAAGAGUUUUAAAAGCUAAUAAAUAUGGCGUGUCGGUGCUUGAAAAUGCUUCUCUUCGUACAAACUGGGAUUUGGCGUCUUCUCUGUUCUUUGCCAACACGAUGGUGACGACAGUGGGAUAUGGCCACACGACGCCACUCUCAGACGCCGGUAAAGCCUUCUCCAUCGUGUACGCUCUGAUCGGCGUCCCGUUCACCAUGCUGGUGCUGACAGCGUGUGUGCAGCGCCUCAUGCACCCGCUGACCUACAGGCCGAUCUCCGCAUGCCAGCGGCGGGCCGGUCUGCAGCAACGGUCAGCCAGCGUGGUGCACUUCAUCGUCCUGCUGUUUCUGGUGGUGCUCUGCUUCUUCGUGGUGCCGUCGCUGGUGUUCAGCGCCAUUGAAGAGACCUGGUCUUUCCUGGAUGCCUUCUACUUCUGCUUCAUCUCUCUCUGCACUAUAGGACUCGGGGACUUUGUGCCUGCGGAAAAACCAGGACAGAGUCUCAGAGCUUUGUACAAGAUAUCAGUCAUGGUCUACCUGUUUGUGGGAUUGAUGGUGAUGUUCCUGGUCCUCCGCACAUUUCACAAGCUUGCUGAUGUUUACGGCUGGACGGCUUUCUUCCACCUGCCGAGCUGCGAGGAAGACGAGGAGGAUAAAGAGCCAAUAAUAGAAGCAGGGCCUGAAGACGAUUCGCCGGAGGCUGAGAAGGCCUCAAUUAAGCCUCUGGAUCCCAGCUCGCAAGUCUCCUACAACUCCAUAAAUAGAUAAAACACCACAUCCCUCCACAGUCACAUAAGGACAGUGAAUUGUAAUUUGUGUGGACAUGAAACAUCAACACAUUGCAGGUUAGCAGGGGCUUCAAUGUGCAAUAAGGCAAACCUUUACUUCACACACUCAGAAAGAAAGGUACAAGAUCUGUCACUGGGGUGGUACCUUCUUAAAGGGGCAUUUUUGUACCAUACAAGUGGACAUUAGUACCUUUAAGGUACACAUUUGUCCCUUAAGGGUUCACUUUUAUACCUCUAAGGUAGUCUUUCCCAACCCUGUUCCUGAAGGCACACAAACAGUACACAUUUUAACCUCUUCCUAUUUAAAAACACCUUAAUCAACUCCUCAGAACAUCAGAAGAGCCUUCAAACGGCUCAGAUAACACAUCCAAAACAUGUACUGUUGGUGUGCCUCCAGGAACAGGGUUGCUAUAAACCAGUGUUUCCCAACCCUGUUCCUGAUUCAGGUGUGUUUGAUUAGAGAGAGGUUGAAAAUGUGUACUGUUGGUGUGCCUCCAGAAACAAGGUUGGAAAACAUUGCUCUAAACCAGUGUUUCCCAACCAUGUUCCUAAAGACACACCGACAGUACACAUUUUUAACCUCUUCCUAUUCAAACACACCUGAAUCAACUCAUCCGAACAUUAAAAGAGACUCCCAAACCUGAAGUUAAUGGGUCAGAUAAGAAGACAUCCAAUUUCUGUAGUGUCGGUGUGCCUCCAGGAACAGGGUUGGGAAACACUGCUCUAGGGUACUUUGAGGUACUAGGGUUGUCACAAUACUGGGAUUCGGUGCCAAUCAAUACUGAUUUUUAAAAGCAUUAAUUUCCUGCUAACAUUUGAGCGCGUUCUUUAAUGGCGAUGAUUGGCCAUUGUGUUCACGUGCUCAACAGAAGUGACUCUGAUUGGACAAUGGAUCAUUUUAAAACCGCGAUUCAUCAGCGGACCGCUCGUAUGUCGGCUUAUAAACAAAGCAGCUGAUCGACGUGACUUUAAAACACUCCAGUGUUCCUGUGUCUGUGGCUACAGCUAUGAGUUCGGUGAACUGAUGACCUUCACAACCAAUCACAGUCAUUUCUGUUGAGCAUGUGAACACAAUGGCCAAUCAGCACUGUUUAAGAACGUGCUUAACAUCGCUCACAUUUUUGCGGCAAAUGAAUGGGCUUUUUUGAAUAUCGGUGCUGAUUGGUGUUAAAUUCCAGUACCGUGACAACCCUAUGUGGUACACGUUUGUACUUUUCAAGUAUUAAUGUGUAUCUUUUAAGGACCAGAAAUGUAGUCUUUGAAAAGGUACUGCUAGGGUUGUCACGAUACUGGAAUUUGGUACCAAUCGGUAAUGAAAUUUUAAAAACGUCAAUUUCCCGCCAACAUUUGAACGCUGUUAAGCACGUUCUUAAACAGCACUGAUUGGCUAUUGUGUUCACAUGCUCAACAGAAAUGACUGUGAUUGGCCGCGAAGGUCAUCAGUUCACCAGUUUGUCUAUAACCUGACAUAAGCUGACAUAUAAAACGCUCCAGUGUCCCCGUGUCUGUGGUUACACUCAGUAAACAGUGGUGAGUUCGGUGAACCGAUGACCUUCACAACCAAUCAGUCAUUUCAAGUUUAGUGUGAACACAAUGGCAAAUCAGCGCUGUUUAAGAACGUGCUCAACAGCGCUGAAAUCUUAGUGGGGAAUGGACAUGUUUAAAAUUUCAGCAUCGAUUAGUACUGAAUUCCAGUAUCGUGACAACCCUAUGAAGUACACGUUUCUACUGUUUAGGUGUUUAUGUAUCUUUAAAGACCAAAAAUGUCACUUUUGGGAAGGUACUGCUUGGGUUGUCACGAUACUGGAAUUGGAUACCAAUCGAUGCUGAAAUUUUAAAAACGUUUCCUGCUAACAUUUGAGCGCUGUUGAGGGCAUUUUUAAACAGUGCUGAUUGGCCGUUGUGUUCACAUGCUCAACAGAAAUGACAGUGAUUGGGCGUGAAGGUCAUCAAUUCACCGAACUCACCGCUGUUUACUGAUGAUAACCACAGACACAGGGACACUGAAGUGUUUCAAAGUCUCGUCCAUCAUCUGAUUUGUUUAUAAGCUGACAUAAGAGCGAUCCGCCAAUCAAUCGCAGCUUCAAAACACUCCAGUGUCCCCGUGUCUGUCGUUACAUUCAGUAAACAGCGGUGAGUUUGGUGAACUGAUGACCUUCACAGCCAUUCACAGUCCUUUCUGUUGAGCACCUGAACACAAUGUCAAAUCAGCGCUGUUUAAGAACACGAUCAUAUGUUAGUGGGAAAUGAACAUUAUUAAAAUGUCAGUAUCGAUCAGUACUGAAUUCCAGUAUCAGGACAACACUAUAUGGUACACGUUUGUACUUUUAAUGUGUUGAUAUGCAUCUUUAAGGUCUGAAAAUGUACUUAUUCAAAAGUUACUGCUAGGGAUGUCACGAUAUUGGAAUUUGGUUACCGAUAUUUUAAAAAUGUCCAUUUCCCGCUAACAUUUGAGCGCUGCUGAGCAAGUUCUUAAACAGCGCUGAUUUGACAUUGUUGUCAUGCUCAACAGAAAUGACUGUGAUUGGCUGUGAAGGUCAUCAGUUCACCGGUUUGUCUAUAAGCUGACAUACGAGCGAUCCACUGAUAAAUCACAGCUUUAAAACACUCCAGUGUCCCUCUAUCUGUGUUUACACUCAGUAAACAGCGGUGAGUUCGCUGAACUGAUGACCUUCACGGCAAAUCAGUCAUUUCUGUUGAGCACGUGAACACAAUAGCCAAUCAACCGUUCAAGAACACGCUCAAAUGUUAGCAGGAAAUGGAUGUUUUUUAAAUUUCAGUACUGAUCGGUAGCAAAUUCCAGUAUAUUUGUACCUUUAUUUCUGAGGGUGCAGAUGUAUUCUGUUUUUUAGAAAAUCCUCUUUGUGGAUGAAGUAGUUUCAUGAACCAAAUAUUGUUCAGUUUGAAGUGAGCAAUUGUGAACUUCAAGACUUGAAGGGAUGUUAUAUUAAAUGUUGUGCCUUUGCUUUAGGAAAUGUUGCUCGUUAAUUCUUAGCAUGACAAUUAUUUAGGGUAUGUAAUUUGUAGGUUAUUAAAUGCAUGGACCAACUGAUCAUUCUUGAUAAAUGUCUACAACUGUUAUUUGUCAGUAAGAUUGUCAUUAAAGGGAUAGUUCACCAAGAAAAAUGUAUUAUUUACUCAUCCUUCACUUGUUAUGAUCCAAGUUUUCUUAUUGUGUUGAACACUAAGGAAAAUAUACUGGACGAAAGCUGAUAAUGAAUUUCAUAGUGUUUUAUUGCUUUCCAACAUUCUUCGAAAUAUCUUGUUUUGUGUUCAACAGACUAAAGAAAUUCAGUUUACAACCACUUUAAUUUUUGGUUGCACUAUCCCUUUAAAUCAGUGUUUCUCAACCAUGUUCCUGGAGGACCACCGGCUCUGCUCAUUUUCCAUGUCUCCAUAACCAAACACACUGUAUUUAGAUUACAGCUCAUUAGCAGACACUGAAAGACCUGUAAUGGGUGUGACAAAGGAGGCAUCCGAAGCAUGCCGUGCUGGUGGUCCUCCAGGAAUGUGGUUGAGAGACACUGCUUUAAUCGACUAGUAGUUUUUCAUAGGUAGUGAAUGUUGUAUUUUGGUGUCCAGAUAUGUGGAGAGUGUAUCAUAUGCACUUUAUAAUCUGACCUUUUACCUUGUGGAGUCAGUCAUUGUGAUUUUGGACGGACACUUUUUGCUUUUGUCUUUUAUUGUAGUACUGUAUGUUUAUCAAAUAUAACUUUGUAUUAUUGCGACUGUAUAGGAAGUGUUGGACAGCAGGGAACAAAAUAAUUGUCUGAUAUUGACUGUCAGAAGAACAAACUGUUUUUAAAGAAAUGCAUGCACAGAAAAUCAAAUAAAGCUGUACUUUGUGGAUUGACAUUUGUUUGGUUAAAAACAAGUGAGUAUCUGUACUGUUUUCAUUUUCAUAAAAGAAUAAACAAGUCCCAUGUAGUA